This is a messenger RNA of Periophthalmus magnuspinnatus, 2021 nucleotides long. It is a transcript of the gene sass6, whose product is annotated as SAS-6 centriolar assembly protein. Bases 79 to 1821 code for a protein of 580 amino acids. The record is from RefSeq and is a predicted model, not a curated record. Gene Ontology annotation, biological process: centriole replication. Gene Ontology annotation, cellular component: centrosome; centriole. Lineage: Eukaryota; Metazoa; Chordata; Actinopteri; Gobiiformes; Gobiidae. The transcript has 16 exons.
AGACAGCGCCACAUUGAACUGAGAGGCAUCGCUUCCACACCACUGGCCACCGCGGAGAGUGUCCACACGCUGGGGGACAUGGAGCGGCUCUUCAGUAAAGCUUUGUCCGUGUCCGUGCGGAGCCGGGACUGCGACGAGAGAAAACGCACCAUUCGUGUCACUCUAGAUCUGCAACUGUCUGCCACCACAGUCCACAAAAGGAAUCUCUAUUUCAGAUUGACUGAUGACAAAGACCCGUACUUCCUGUUCACCCUGUCCAUUUCAGAAGAGGACUUUCAAAGUCUCAAAGUUCAGCAGGGUCUUCUGGUGGACUUCGGUUCAUUUCCCCAGAAGUUCAUCGAGCUGCUGCAUCUGUGCCACAGUGAGCAGGAGGCCGACAGUCCCAGGUUCCUGCUCCAGCUGUGCUGUCAGGGCCCCACUCUUGAGGGUCCAGCCACCCUCAGUGUGGUUGAGACCAAUGCCUUCAAACAUCUGAACCACCUGAGUCUACGCCUGUCACCUGGCUCCGAUAAGGACAUCAAGGACUACCUGGCCUCUUGCCUGUCCCGCUUGAAGGAGGAGAAGGAGGAGCUGGAAGUGAGGCUGAAAAAGACUGAGGAGGACUUGUCCAGGCAACUGUCCUGUACCCAGCAGACACUGUGUGAGAAGAGCAAAGAGCUGGAGAAGCUGCGUUCAGAAUGGACCAAUCAGACCAGCUCUCUGUCCAGUCGCUACUCUGAGGAGCUGGAGAGGGAGAGGGAGAAGAACCUGGAGUUACAGAGGCGUCUGCAGGAGCAGGCAGAGCAGCUCAGGCAGGAACUGGAGAGGAGCCACCACAGCAACUCUCAGCAGCUCCGCUCCAGGGUCUCCGAGCUGGAGACAUCCUGCCGCGAGCUUACAGAGAGGAAGUACAAGAAUGAGUCCACUAUCAGGGACCUGAAGAUGAAGCUGAUGGCAGCAGAGGAGGAGAGCCAGCGAUCCAAGCAGCAGGUGCUGUCCCUGAGGAGAGAGAACAGCCUUCUGGAUGCCCAGAGCCACGAGAAGGAACGCACCCUCAGUCAGCUGCAGAUGAGAGCGGCCGUAUUGGAGCAGGAGAUCAAGGACAAAGAACUGCUCAUGAGUCGCACCAAAGAUGUCCUGGAGGCCACGCAGCAGCAAAAGGUAUCCAUAGAAGAAAAUGUUGAAGGCAAAGAUCUACAGAUCAAAAAACUGGAGGCAACAGUGAAAUCUCUGUCAGAGGAGCUGCUCAAGGCCAAUAACAUCAUCCAGAAGCUUCAGAUGGAGGUCAAAGGUCUGAUGGGGAAGAUCAAAGUGAAGAACACAGUGACCGUGUCUCAGGAGAAGGUCCUUCAGGAUACCGGCGAGAGACUGCAGAGCGUGGAGAAGGAGCUCCACAAUAGCCAGCAGCAGCUGAGCACCAAGGACCAGCAGAUCUGUGCACUGAAGGAGCAGUUAGAGUCCACAGUACAGAAGCUGAAUGAGAGCCGAGAGGUGCUCAAGACCAAUGAGAAUGUGAUCAGUUGGCUCAACAAGCAGCUCAACGAGAGGCAGCUCAGUGACAAACACCAGACCAGAGUGGGCCCUCCAGAGCCUGCUGCCAAAACUGGUGCAAAGAGCCCCCUGUAUCCUGUGGGUAGAGUCACACUCCCUCCUGUGGGGGGCACUCAGAGCACUCCAUCUGACCUGCGGGGGACCACACAGCUAGAUGCUGCAGGGCUUGAUUCCAAAUACUUUGAGAGAAUGGACAGUAUUUCCAUCUACGGCCUGGCCUCCAGCCUCCCCAGCAAAGACAUCCCCCGGCCAACCAAAGCCUCCGUACCCUCAGCAUACUUCUCCGCCUGACUUCUGCCUGACCGCUACCUGGCCUCCUGACCUGACCAGUGCAUGCGACCAUCUCAAGUUCCCUUGAUUGUGUUUUUGACUUACUCUUUAUGUUAGAUUCUAAUAUUCACCUGAAUGAUCUACAAAGAACACUUUUUUUUAAGUCUGACCACAUUAGUUUUCCGUUUAUAAAAAUGUACAAUAAUAAAGACUUAUUUGAC